AUGGCAGUCUCUAUAGUCAGAGCUCAUUUUCCUACCGUCGGCAGUCUUGAAGCUACAGUCAGUUGCAAAUUAUUUACGCCAUUCAGCAUGAUAUCGCAAAAAGCCCUAUUUGUGUCUUUAAUAGGACUAGCUACUGUUCUUGCACUAUGGCUGCUGAGAGCAUCUCGGCGUGACAAAGGGUUCAAGCUCCCCCCACAAGUCCCUGGCAUUCCGGUGUUCGGCAACACAUUUCAAAUUCCCGCCCUGCAACAGGGCCCUUGGGCUAAGAAGCUAGCUGAAAAAUAUGGCGAAAUGUUCACUUGCAAGUUUGGCGGCUCGACAUGGGUUUUCUUGAACUCUUCCCGGGUUGUCAAUGAUUUGCUUGAGCGCAGAGCUGCCAUUUAUUCGUCGAGGCCACCGUUUCCCAUGACUCAAGGCAUUAUGUCAGGCGAUUCACGUAUCGUCCUCAUGCCUUACAAUGAAAGAUGGCGCAUGCUGCGUAAAAUUAUGCACCAAAUCUUGAGCUCUAGGCAGCAAGAUAUCUUCAAACCUUUCCAAGAUCUCGAAUCAAAGAACCUCUGCUGGGAUUAUCUGCAGACACCCAGCAGAUGGUGGUCAGCCAAUGCUCGCUAUGCCAAUUCUGUCAUAAUGAGCGUCGUCUUCGGCCGUCGGUCAACACUCGAUGACCCAGAUGUGGUUGAACUGUUCGAAACUCUUGAACUAUUCUUAGAGAAUCAACAACCAGGCGUUAACAUUGUUGAUGCAUUUCCAGUACUCGAGAAGAUUCCCAGGGUCCUCCAAUGGUGGCGGCCCCGGGGAGAAAGAGUGUUUCACAAGACCGCGAAGGUUUACAAACGCGAGAUAGCCAAGAUGGAAGAACAAAUGGCCAACGGAACCCAGCGAGAAUGCUUCGGUACCGACUUUCUCAACACCGAGGAGGUCAAGACAAUGACGGAGGUGCAAAAGCUCUUUGUUUUCGGUACACUAAUGGAAGCUGGAAGCGACACAUCUCGAGUCACCCUUGGCCAAAUAAUCGCAGGCGCAGCCACUUACCCUGACUGGGUGAUACGGGCGCGUGCACAACUGGAUGAAGUUUGUGGCUCCAAUGCAGAACGUUUGCCUGUGUGGGAGGAUAGGGAAAGACUCAAUUAUAUAUCGGCCGUGGUUAAAGAAGGUUUCCGCUGGCGACCAAACAUUGCAGAGAUUGGCGCACCAACCAUGCUGAUCAAGGAUGACAAGUAUGAAGAUUACCAUUUUCCCGCCGGCACAAUCUUCACUUGGAAUGCCUGGGCAAUUGCUCUGAGCCCCGAGGAAUACGAUCGACCGGAAGAAUUUUGGCCAGAGAGAUUUCUCGAUGGUAACGAAGAAAACGCUUUAAAAGGGCAUUGGGCAUUUGGUCCAGGCCGCCGAGUAUGUGUCGGAUGGAAAGUGGGAGAGAUGAAUGUCUGGAUCGCCAUUGCACGACUCUUGUAUUGUUUUGAUUUUGAGCAACUACCGGGGAAACCGAUAGACACGAUGAGGAUCCCCCAGAUUACCAAACACACCGCACCUUUUGACGUCAAGGUAAGUCCUCGGAGUGAGGAGCACGCGGCUCUCAUCCGCAGAGAUUGCGCGGAUGCAGUAGCUGCGAGGUACUAA
Colletotrichum scovillei is the source of this 1617-nucleotide messenger RNA. RefSeq lists its product as uncharacterized. The transcript has 4 exons. Lineage: Eukaryota; Fungi; Ascomycota; Sordariomycetes; Glomerellales; Glomerellaceae. Gene Ontology annotation, molecular function: oxidoreductase activity, acting on paired donors, with incorporation or reduction of molecular oxygen; heme binding; monooxygenase activity. The coding region runs from base 1 to 1617 and encodes 538 amino acids. The record is from RefSeq and is a predicted model, not a curated record.